AUGACUACCAUGGAUUUGCGUGUCGGUAACAAGUACCGCAUCGGCCGCAAGAUCGGAAGUGGUUCUUUCGGUGAUAUUUACCUUGGAACCAACAUCAUCUCUGGUGAAGAGAUUGCCAUCAAGCUUGAGAGCGUCAAGGCGAAGCACCCUCAGCUCGAGUAUGAGGCCCGUGUCUACAAGUCUCUUGCCGGUGGUGUCGGUAUUCCCUUCGUCCGCUGGUUCGGUACUGAGUGCGACUACAAUGCCAUGGUCAUCGAUCUGCUCGGUCCCAGUCUGGAGGACCUCUUCAACUUCUGUAACCGCAAGUUCUCGCUCAAGACCGUUCUCCUUCUCGCCGAUCAGUUGAUUUCCCGUAUCGAAUACAUCCACGCUAAAUCAUUCAUUCACCGUGAUAUCAAGCCCGACAACUUCCUCAUGGGUAUCGGUAAGCGCGGUAACCAGGUUAAUGUGAUCGAUUUCGGUCUGGCCAAGAAGUACCGUGACCCCAAGACUCACUUCCACAUUCCUUACCGUGAGAACAAGAACCUCACUGGUACUGCCCGUUACGCCAGUAUUAACACCCACUUGGGCGUUGAGCAGUCUCGUCGUGAUGAUAUGGAGUCUCUUGGAUACGUUAUGCUCUACUUCUGCCGUGGCUCUCUUCCCUGGCAAGGUCUGAAGGCUGCUACCAAGAAGCAGAAGUACGACCGUAUUAUGGAGAAGAAGAUGACUACCCCCACUGAAGUUCUUUGCCGUGGUUUCCCCAACGAGUUCGCCAUCUACCUCAACUACACCCGCUCGCUCCGCUUUGACGACAAGCCCGACUACUCCUACCUUCGCAAGAUCUUCCGUGACCUGUUCGUCCGCGAGUCCUUCCAGUACGACUACGUCUUCGACUGGACCGUCUACAAGUACCAGAAGAACGCCGCUAUGAUUGUUGACGCCAGCAAGAAGGACAAGGAUGACGAACAGACCCGCCGCCAGGCCGCUGCUGCGGCUGCCAUGCCUAGUGCUGCUGCCGCCAAGCCCAGCGCCAUCUCGGGCCAGCGCCGCAAGGUCAUCGACCGUGGCACCCUCGACAACACUCCGGACACCAACCGUGCCGUGGGAGGGAGUGACAGGAUGUGA
Penicillium malachiteum is the source of this 1107-nucleotide messenger RNA. Its product is annotated as casein kinase 1 family protein. Gene Ontology annotation, biological process: peptidyl-serine phosphorylation; signal transduction; endocytosis. Bases 1 to 1107 code for a protein of 368 amino acids. Gene Ontology annotation, molecular function: protein serine/threonine kinase activity; ATP binding. The transcript is spliced from 3 exons. Lineage: Eukaryota; Fungi; Ascomycota; Eurotiomycetes; Eurotiales; Aspergillaceae. The record is from RefSeq and is a predicted model, not a curated record. Gene Ontology annotation, cellular component: nucleus; cytoplasm.